Molecule: messenger RNA, 3234 nt
Organism: Hippoglossus stenolepis (Pacific halibut)
Lineage: Eukaryota; Metazoa; Chordata; Actinopteri; Pleuronectiformes; Pleuronectidae
Gene: nr1d2a
Product: nuclear receptor subfamily 1, group D, member 2a
Exons: 8
Coding region: 324-2153 (609 amino acids)
Biological process (GO): positive regulation of transcription by RNA polymerase II; negative regulation of transcription by RNA polymerase II; hormone-mediated signaling pathway
Molecular function (GO): nuclear receptor activity; zinc ion binding; RNA polymerase II cis-regulatory region sequence-specific DNA binding
Source: RefSeq, a predicted model, not a curated record
UCAGUUCUCUCGACUCAAAGCAACACACGCGCACACACACACACACACACGGACACACACACACGGACACACACUCUAGGAGGGGGAGUUCCUCGUCGACGUCCUGUUCUCCUUCAGAAGGUAAACUGCCGCUGGAUGACACGCAGCUCCAGUGACUCUCACAUCUGGACCUGCAGCUCCUCUUCAGACUCCUGCUCCUGCUCCACACAGCUCCUCCUCCUCCUCGUCGUCGUCGCCUGUACGCACCCAGUACGCACCAGUAGCACCAGUGACACCAGUGACACCAGUCCAGAGACCCAGCCUGAAACCACCGUCUCGCGGAGAUGCCUGAGGACGUCGGGACAGCGAAGCCUGGGGGCGUGAUUGCCUACAUUUCCUCUGGCUCCUCCUCCAGCCCGGAGUCCUUUUUGAGCACCAGCCCGAGCCGCGGCUACAUGUCGACAUCGCCGACUCUGUCCCGCCCCUCGCUGCCCAGCAGGGCCGUGGGCAUGGUCGUGGAUAUCGCUCCGCCGGCCAAGGGCGGCCAACUGCGCGGCCACGGCACGGAGAAGGCCGGGCGCUCCUCCACGGCGGCCAAGAGCAGCAUCACCAAAAUCAACGGCAUGGUGCUGUUGUGCAAAGUGUGCGGCGAUGUGGCCUCGGGCUUCCACUACGGCGUGCACGCUUGUGAGGGUUGCAAGGGCUUCUUCAGGAGAAGCAUCCAGCAGAACAUCCAGUACAAGAAGUGUCUCAAGAUGGAGAACUGCACCAUCAUGAGGAUCAACAGGAACCGCUGCCAGCAGUGUCGCUUCAAGAAGUGUCUGUCGGUCGGCAUGUCCAGAGAUGCUGUGCGAUUUGGCCGCAUCCCAAAGAGGGAGAAGCAGAGGAUGCUGCUGGAGAUGCAGAACGCCAUGAACAACAUGAUGAGCAACAACAGCCAGCUGCACAGCAUGCUGCACGGCCACCAGAGCCCCCCGCUGCCCAUGGAGGCCAUGACCAACGACGCCGGCUCCUCGGUCUCCUCUUCCUCCUCUUCCUCAUCUUCUACUUCCGACUCCCCGUCGUGCUCCAACCCCUCGUCGCCGCAGUGCCCGCAGGACUCGGAGUCUGUGGUGUCCAUGGACACCAACUCCAGCUCCGCCUCCUCCUGCGCAUCGGACAGUGGCGAGGACGAGUCGGCGGUCACGACGAGCAGGCAGCACCAACACGCCUUAGAGUUCAGCCAGCAGAGGUCGCAGAGACAAGGUCAGGUGUCGGCGUCAUCGGUCACCGUUGCCCUGGAGACCAGGUGCGAGGGCCGCGUGGAGGAGCAGCAGGAGAACUGGAACACGUGGAACAACAACACAGCGGUGGGAGGUUUCCAGCACAGCUCUUACAGUAACAGCCAACACGUCACCAACGCUGCUUUCAGAGACGAGAGGGGAGUUUACCAGCAGCUGCCUCAGCAGCAGCAGCUCAACAGCGCCCCUAGCUGCGAACGCUCAGAAGACAGGCAGAGUCGGCUUGAAUUUCACACACAAAACACCUCAAGUGGAUACAAAGGACCAACCAGCUGUGUGAAUAACAGAACACAACUGGUCUGUCCCAUGAACACCUCCCCCUACGUGGACCCCCACAAGCCGAGCCAGGAGGUCUGGGAGGAGUUCUCCUUGAGCUUCACCCCGGCCGUGCGGGAGGUGGUCGACUUCGCCAAGAAGAUCCCAGACUUCCGUGACCUUCCCGAGCGCGACCAAGUCAGCCUGCUGAAGGCGGGAACCUUCGAGGUGCUGAUGGUGCGAUUCGCCUCUCUGUUCAACGUGGUCGAGCGGACCGUAACCUUCCUGAGCGGCAAGCGCUACAGCCUCGACACGCUGCGCUCGCUGGGCGCCGGCGAGCUCCUCAACUCCAUGUGCGAGUUCAGCGAGAAGCUGGCGGCGCUGCGGCUCGACGCCGAUGAAAUGAGUCUCUUCACCGCCGUGGUGCUCGUCUCAGCCGAUCGCUCAGGGAUCCAGGACCUGAACGCGCUGGAGGCUCUGCAGGACAAACUGAUCCGGGCUCUUCGCAACCUGGUGAUCCAGAACCACGGCGAGGAGGCGUCCACCACCUUCACCAAACUGCUGCUCAAGCUUCCCGAGCUGCGUUCACUCAACAACAUGCACUCAGAGGAACUGCUCUCCUUCAAGGUGCACCCUUGAAAUCUUCCGGAGGGGACGAGCACCGUGUCCUCCACCUCCUCCACACACCUCCACCUCCACCAGGACCUGCCUCUCUCCGCGACCCCCCACCCGCCGCCCUCUGUACUCGACCAACCCAGUUUGUUUCUAGAAUGUAUUGAAAAUUAUUUUAUAUUCUAUUUUUGUUAAGUCGACCACAUAGGGUCUGAAGAGAGAAGAGUUUAAAAAAAAACGUACUGUAUUUAUAGGCGAUAGCUCACGCUUGUUGCACACGCAAGUGCACGUGUGUCGGAGGUGCUUGGCUGUCGGAGGCACUUUUCUACUUUCAAGUGACAGAAGACAACUUCACUGGCUUUAACAAAAGAUAGAAUAGAAGCUGAUUAGUCCAUAUGAUCGUUUGUUAGAGUUUAUGUUUCCUCCAAAAGCCAUUUAAUUCCAAAGUGUAUUCUCUGAUGAGCUGGUGAAUGUGAGAAACCGUACCCGUGCACCGCAUGUUUGUUUGGUCCAGUAUAUUUUGACUGCUGCGUGUCGGCAGGAAAGGCAAGCUACCGGACGAUGUAUCGAAGAAUGUGUGACGAUCGCUGCUAAUGCAUGGCUGUACUUAAUGCAAGCAAUUUACGACCCACCUGGAUCCCCCCCCACCCCCGGCCUCAGAAAGCAUCAGUUCUUUGUUUCAGUGUUUGUAUAGUGUUGUCUGUUGUUUUCCUGGACACUGCCUGGUGAUAAUCUGGGGGAGUCGAUGAUUUGCACAAGCUCCGGCGCCGAAAAAACCCAAGUAACACAAACCACCAGAUAGUGUGACGCAGCAUCGUGUCGAGUUCUGUGGACAUUUAAUCACACCCAAGUGUUUUUGCAGUUUUUUUCCCAAUGUCUGGUUUUUAUGACACUUUUUUAUUUUGGGAUCAGACUUUGUGUGCUUUCAGCAUAGCACUGAAUUUGACACUUGUUUUUUUUUUUUUGUUGUCAUCCAUUUUGUUGAAAUAUCUGUUUCUUCUACUGGCAACACUGCCACAUGUAAAUAUCUAUAUAAAUAUAUAUAUAAAUAUCUGAUGAACAUAGAAUAUAAAAAUGAUAUAGUAUGAAUAAAUUCAAGUGAGGAGUA